This is a messenger RNA of Periophthalmus magnuspinnatus, 2883 nucleotides long. Its product is annotated as zinc finger protein 227-like. The record is from RefSeq and is a predicted model, not a curated record. The transcript has 2 exons. The coding region runs from base 48 to 1151 and encodes 367 amino acids. Gene Ontology annotation, biological process: regulation of transcription by RNA polymerase II. Lineage: Eukaryota; Metazoa; Chordata; Actinopteri; Gobiiformes; Gobiidae. Gene Ontology annotation, molecular function: RNA polymerase II cis-regulatory region sequence-specific DNA binding; DNA-binding transcription factor activity.
AACCCCGUCACGUGAUUUGGGUAGAGCAUCCUUUUGGCCCGUUCUGGAUGAUAGCGCGACGGCUCCGUUCAACCCGAAUAAACAUGACCAAAUUGCAGUUUUUAAACGUGUUUUUGACCGAGCGCUUAAUGCUCGCAGCGCAGGAGAUCUACAAGUCUGUGGAAGACACCAUUUUGGAGUACCAGGAGGAGAUUGCGAUCCGCGAGAGGGAGAACGAUCAUCUGAGGCGCAGGCUUCGGGACGCGGGCAUCGAGAUAUGGCCAGACCGUCCCUCCAUGGGUCUGUUGGACGAUGAAGACGGCGAACACCCUCGCCGCGAGUGGAGCCCAAGCAUGGGCCACGAGGAGCGUAUCCCAAUUCAGAUCAAGGACAAACGCGACCACCGCCAAAACCAAGGCCCUGACCCCCAUCCGCAUCCACACAACCAACAUGGCUCCUCCUGCAGCGCAUCCGAGAACCUCUACCCCCCGCAACGCUCCGACUAUCCACAAGAGGCGCCCCACUCUUCCAAUCUGCAGCAGGGAGUCGAGAAUAGAGAGCGAGAUGUGCCUAGUAGAAACCCAGUUCGCAAAAUCGAGCCGAAUUCUAACCCUAACCCACAACCUCUUGCGCCGGUCAACCCAAAUUGCUCCAACAACGAAAACAUUGACAUUAUAGGCGUUGAUAAUGGAAGCGGGAUGGUGAAGGGUAGAGCCACUAGGGGGCAGUCUUCUCACAUGAGUAACCAAGCUGCGGCCAGCAACAAUGUAGAAUGCCCGCACCAGAAGUCACCGAUCCCGGGACAUAUGUCGUCAUCGUUCUGUUGUAAAGUUUGUGGGGAGGCAUUUAGUCACAUGGGCCAUCUGCACGUGCAUGUUCAGGUUCACACGCGCGAGAAGCCGUACCGAUGUGGCGUUUGCGGUAAAUGUUGUAGCUCAUCCGGUAGGUUACAGGAACAUCAGCGUAGUCACACAGGAGAGAAGCCGUUUAGAUGUCAGAUUUGUGGCAAAGGUUUUACACAAAUGGCUCAUCUCAAAGUGCACAUGAGAAUUCACACCGGAGAGAAACCUUACAGCUGUCCAGUCUGCGGCAAGUGCUUCAGCCGUUCAGACAAAAUCAAACGCCACCUCCAAACCCACAACCGUGACGGGCAAUACUUCUCAGGUCAAUAAGGGAGUAAAUACUAUAGACCCCCCAUUCACACAUAGUUCCCAGUAAAUUUCCAGGUUCAGCGUUCCGCAGUGACCCCCAUUCACACAUGCAGCAGUCCCAGAGCAUUGUCAGGUCUGCUCUGUUCACACAUAACCUGGCAUUUGGCUCUCUAUGCUCUCUCACAUAGCAACACAGUACUGCAUUAUUUUAAUUGAAUGAGAAUGGAACGUAUCCGUAUAGUGCAACCAAGGAAACUGGUAACCAAGGAAACCAAGCGAUAAUACUGGCUGGUUUCCUUGAUUUCUGACUGUAUUCACACAUAAGCCUUCCCUGCAUAUUCCUGGUAGUUUACUCGGGGAAUUGCUAGAUCAAAAAUGCAGGGCUGGCUUCGUUCACACAUGAUCCUGUUCUGGGAAAAUGCAGGAAAAUUUCCAGGUCAGACUGCAUGUGUGAAUGGGGCUCUAGUCUUGUUUCGCUUCCCUAACCCAUGUGUUCUUUCUAUGGUAUUUUUUUUUACAGUAGGAAUCAACUUUUUAACGAGUUCUAAGAAAUGGCUUGCUAAAAGAUUCCUACAGUGUGAAAAUGUCUUUUAAAUGCGCAAUCUCUGCCAUAAGGAGAAAUAGGGCUGGGUGACAUGGUACAAUUUGUGUUUUUAGCUUUAGUUUUUUACAAGGGAAAUCCCACUUCUAUUGAUCACAUCUGUGUAGUUGAGUCAAGUAGCUAUAAUGUGUAAAAGCUUGGAUAUAUAUUGCGCUGUACAAACAUGACAAGCUUACCAAAGCGCUACAGUGACUUGUUAAAUGAACUCGCCACAUAAAACGACAUGUUUUCUGUGAUGGGAUGAAAUAUUCAUAGAAAAAUCUAUUAUCCAUCUAUCUAUUUAUGCAUCCUUCAGGGACUCUAGUUUCCCCCAUGAACCUAAAAUAUGUCCAUCCUCCAGCUAGGUACUCUUGUCAGUAAACCUACUUUUAACAGGUUUAACCCCAACUGUAUUUAACAAUGGUCCAAAUACAGAGAACACAAUAGUCUGCCUUCACCAUAACUUUAAACUGUUGAUUACUGGAGGUCUAUCUUACCUAAGCUGGCAUUGUCAUUUUGCAACAGAUUUCAGUAUAGUACCAGAGAUAGAAGAGGAAAAAUCCUCUAUCCUAGCCAAAAAAGUAAUUUACUUAACUUAAAAAAAUACUUAAAACUAUUGAACAUAAUAAAUUGGCUUCUGCAAGUCCAAUAUUUAUACUUCUGUCACGUUGGUAGUGCAAACCAAGCAAAACAACUGUAAAGUCUUUUCUGACUGUUUAAAGUGAAAUGUUGAAAAUGAUCGGAUCUGUCUCCUAGCCCUAUUGCAGUGUCUUCAUAGGCCCUUAUAGCCAAUUUUAUACGUUUUUAUUUUUUUAAUCAGGCACAUUCUAAGACAAUAACUACUUUUCCGAUUAGUCUUCCACAUUAUUUUUUGUGACUUUACACGAUAAUGACUCCGACAGUGUUUAGCAGCACAGUGUGUAUCUUUAUAUCUCUUUGUUUCUCUAUUUUUUAUUUUAGAUUCACAGUUUAGCAACAUUUUAGAUGAUAUUUGCAUGGAAUAAGUGUAUAAUUGAUGGACAUAGCUGCCAGUUUCUAUGUAGAUAAACUUGUCAUUAUUUUGUUACAAGGCAUUCUGGCACUGGUCACAAAUGUAUUAUUCUAUUUUUAGAUUUAUUGUAUAACUAUUACAUUACAUUGUCUUACUUCUUACAAUAAAACGUCUGUAUGUCA